AUGACGACAGUUGACGAAUCUCUUGUCCUGAAACCUUUCGACAAACUACCUUUACUUCACACUGCAACCAUUUUGCUGAUUGGAUCUGAGGGUGUGGGCAAACACGAUCUAGCCAAAAGUAUUGUUGGAAUUGAUACAGAUGUUUCCUACCAAGUUCGUACAACUGUAAGCCUACCACUUCCAUCUAUUAAGGAACCAUCCCGACCUCGCAUUGAUUUUGUCUGUUUCAUUAUUGACCUAACCAAUAAAGAAAGUUUUAACAAUGUGGAAGAGUCACUAAAAUACAUUGAUGGGCGAUACUUUCUCGGAAGAGCUUGUUUUGUGGCCCUCAAAGUGAAAAACCACAUGUCCCGAUGUGUACACCUUGAGAUACUGACCAGCCUGGCAGAUCACUGUGGCGCCCCCAUCUUAUAUGGUGGAUUGGAGACGGAUGCAGAGAGUAUGACAUUGGCUCGUCAAAUUCUGACCAUGACCGAGAUUGCUGCUGGAUUCAAGAAAAAUAUCUCACCUGCCUUGAUAGAGGCUACAAGGGUUGCUUACAAUCUGAUAUGA
Messenger RNA from Pecten maximus, 552 nucleotides. RefSeq names its product centromere protein M-like. The record is from RefSeq and is a predicted model, not a curated record. Bases 1 to 552 code for a protein of 183 amino acids. The transcript is spliced from 6 exons. Lineage: Eukaryota; Metazoa; Mollusca; Bivalvia; Pectinida; Pectinidae.